This is a messenger RNA of Tribolium castaneum (red flour beetle), 2657 nucleotides long. Its product is annotated as protein Wnt-8a. Gene Ontology annotation, biological process: cell fate commitment; multicellular organism development; neuron differentiation. Lineage: Eukaryota; Metazoa; Arthropoda; Insecta; Coleoptera; Tenebrionidae. The record is from RefSeq and is a predicted model, not a curated record. Gene Ontology annotation, molecular function: cytokine activity; frizzled binding. The coding region runs from base 1446 to 2489 and encodes 347 amino acids. The transcript has 4 exons. Gene Ontology annotation, cellular component: extracellular region.
UCUAAACACUCAAUAAAUAAGUGAGGUCAAGCCAAAAGCAUACUUGAAACUUUGACAUCUAAAUUCAAAUUUUUGACCCUUAUUUCACUGAAAAUUUUUACAAUUGCAUUCGAUUUGCAGUUUGGGGUGAUGGUAAAAUUUUUAAUUGGAAAGGUUUUGGUCAAGAUACCGAUGAUACUAGUUAUAAUGAUUUUAGAAUGUGUAGGUUUUUUCUAGGUACGCAUACUUGUUUUGAUUUUUUCAAGUUUUUUAUGUUUUUAAUUUUUUUUUUAAAGUUUAUAGCAAUUAAUAUUAAUUUUUGUAAGUAAAUAAAUUGAGAUUCCAAUGGGUACAAAUUCAAAACCUAAAAAAACCUUGUUAAGCAGAAAAACUUUAAAAUUAAAAAAAAACUCGAAUAAAUCUGAAUGAAAAAGAACUGGAAGCAGCAAACACCUCCAGAAAUAAAUUAAAUUAAAGCAAAAACUGAACAGAAUUGCUGCUAAAAACUAAAAAUUCAAAGGUAUCAAAAUUGUAACUGAAAGAAACAUAUCUAAUUAGAGAUUAAAAGUUUUGAAUUGAAUAAAUAAAAAAAUUAAAAUCUUAGUUAACAAAUAAAAAACUCAAAAUGUUAAAAAAGUAAAGCUCAAAUGAAAUUUUCACAUUUUGUAUUUUCGGAUUUAUGGUCAAACGAGCGGUCAAAGUUAGAUUUUCUGGUCUCUGUUAGAAAUAUAAUUUGCGGUUCACACACAAUACAAGUUUCUGAUAUUUCAUGAUUUUGAAGUGAAUAGUUUCCUUAGUUUUUCAUUGGUUUCAGUGUUUUCAUUUUAUACAGUUUUUAGUUUUUUUAUUAUAUUUUCUUAUUUUUAUUUUAUUAUUUGAUUCGCAUCGUAGUGAAUCAUUUUAACAAAACACGAGGUUUUUGUAUUUUCGUUUUUAAGCAAAUGCAAGAAAAAUGUGGACGUGCAGUUAAUUAAUAUGAAAAUAAUAAACUCGAAUCAAAAUACUAAAGUCAAACACACCAAUUGAAAACGCGAAAGAUUUGACGUAGAAACCUGAAUUAUGUUAAGAAAAACAGUAUACUUUGUUUUCAUUAACUUUUGGAAAACCGUAAAAAUCCCUGAAUUGCGUUCCAAAUUUAUUGCAAGAAAUUUAAUUACUAACAAAAAUUUAAUUUGUGAUAUAUGUAGAACCUAAAUGUUGAGCUUUUUGAAUUUGUUUCAAAAAUCUAAGACAGCACAACAAUUGCACUGAUCAUUUAGUGCGAGACGGCAAAAGCGUGCAACAGGUCCCAACACUGACACCUUCCGUUCAUUAUACGGCAGGUACCAAAGAGCGGUCUCUUUGUCGGUAAUCAUCCCCACUUUACACCCUGUUUAAAACUCACCCCUCUAUUGUGACCAUGAAUCAACCUAAAGUGGUCAUUCACAAAUUUCAUUCAUUCAUACAUUUGUCACGACAACACCAAAAUGUCCACAAAAAUUUUCCCUCUCGUCGUAACUUUCCUACUUUCAAUCAACGUUUCGUCAUGUUGGUCGACCACCAUCAACAGUCUCUUCAAAUCCAAAACAAUACUCCAAUUCAAUCAGGACCUUAACCCUGUUAUUAUCGAAAGUGUGGCAAACGGUGCCCAAAUGGCAAUGGACGAAUGCAGAAAUGUUUUCAAAUGGGAUCGGUGGAAUUGUCCACAGUCUGCUUUUUCUCGCCAAAAUAAUCAUUUAGCAACCAAGGAAAAGGCAUACACUAACGCGAUCAUAACAGCAGGGAUUAUUUAUUCAAUCACUCGGGAUUGUUCCCAAGGCGUGAUCAAAGGUUGUGGUUGUGACCCCAAACUACGGAAAAACAUCUACCAAGAGGCAAAAACGAAAAAUUUAGAACGGGAUUGGACGUGGGGCGGUUGUUCCGACGAUUCAAGUUUUGGUGAAGAACUCGUCUUGAAGCUACUUGAAGAUAACGAAGAAAGCAGCGAUGCUCAAGCCUUUAUCAAUCGUCACAAUAACAGAAUUGGACGCGAAAUAAUUCGCGAAAAAAUGUUGAAAACUUGCAAAUGUCACGGCGUUUCCGGGAGUUGUUCCUUCCAAACCUGCUGGAUGCAGAUGCCCACAUUUCCGGAAAUCGCCAAACAACUCCGGGAACGCUACGAUAGAGCAAUUAUGAUCAGUUUUGAGAGAGUUCAAGGGGCUCUGACUUUGGGCAACUCCGCCAGACAUAUGCCGCUGGAAUCGGCUGGAGAUGUUUUACCCAAUCUGCUUUAUUUGGAAAAAUCGCCAGAUUUUUGUCUGAGUAAUAAUUCGACUGGUUGGCCUGGAACCAGAGGCAGGACCUGCUCCAGGACCACGUCCGCAUCGAUGGCGGAACGGAAAAGUUGUCGAAAUUUAUGCCGGUCUUGUGGAUUCCGAGUGAGGAAGCAGGAGAAGAAAGUUACGAAAAGGUGUAAUUGUAAAUUUAUAUGGUGUUGUGAAGUCGAAUGCGAUGUUUGUGUGGAAUAUGUUAAUGAAUUUACUUGUCAUUAGUUAGGGUUUUUAGUUGUAAGUCAUUAUGUGAUGUAAUUUAAAAAAUAAAUAUUUUUGUUUAAACACCUUUUAUUUUAAAAAAGAACCUAAAAGUGCUUUUCCACAAAUAAAAACUUGGAGAACGAAACUUAAAAUUCUUAUAACAUUUUUGUAAUUUGCCGCCAUUUU